UGAGUUCUGAGAGCUCGCGCGCAGCCUGGGAGUUCCGUUCAGUUCCAUUGUGAGAGAAGGACUCUCGAGAGCUUGUAUGGAACGCUGAAGCUUCAGAACGCACAGUGGAUCCGAGCUGCUCCACAGACUGACAACUCACGCGUCAAACUGGGAUUAUUACCGUGCACCUGAAUUAUAAAAUAUCAAGAGUCUGAAGACAUGGAAUCAACAAAGCAAGGAGGAGUGAUAGCGUACGUCUGCUCCUCAAGCUCCGCCCCCAUCCUGGAGUCCUGCAUGAGUGACAGCUCCCCAUCAUCCUCCCCGCCUCUGCCCACUAAACUGAGCCGCCUGACAGACCUGCCCACCGCUGGACUGCUGUCGAAACACCCCCGUCGACAUGCGUCUGACAAGACCCUCGCUGCCAAGAGCUCCAUCACCAAGCUCAACGGGAUGGUGCUGCUGUGUAAAGUGUGUGGAGACAUCGCCUCGGGCUUCCACUACGGUGUUCAUGCCUGUGAAGGCUGCAAGGGCUUCUUCAGAAGAAGCAUCCAGCAGAAUAUCCAGUAUAAGAAAUGCCUGAAGACAGAAAGCUGCAUUAUAGUGCGAAUAAACCGCAACCGCUGCCAGCAGUGCCGCUUCAAGAAGUGUUUAUCAGUCGGCAUGUCCCGAGACGCUGUGCGUUUCGGACGCAUCCCGAAGCGGGAGAAGCAGCGGAUGCUCCUGGAGAUGGAGACGGCCAUGAAUAACAUGAUGAACAACAGUCAGCUGCAGCACAUGCUUCACAGCGACUCCAGCUCCUCCUUACCAUCGCCGCCGGAUUCACCGCACUCCUCCUCCGAUCUCUCCCGGGACUCGGAGUCAGCCGUCCCUAUGGACACGGCCUCGUCCUGUUCCUCUGACAGCGGGGAGGAAGACGUGCUGAGCUCCAGACGCGUUCCCCUCGGGUACAGCUCCGAAUCGCUCAGCAGCUGCUGUAAGGAGGAGCCGCCACAGGAAUGCUGGAGCCGCUGGAACGAGAGCAGCGCUGCCGACAACAACCUGCAAACCACCGCUGGACCUUACAGGGAACACAUGACCCAACAGUGCCGCCGAAACCCAGAACACACAAACAACAUGAACAACAUCCAGCCUGGAGGAAACAGAGGACAUCUGGUGUGUCCCAUGAGUGCUUCCCCCUUCGUGGACCCCUGCAAGCGCGGUCAUGAAAUCUGGGAGGAGUUCUCCCGAAGCUUCAUCCCUGCUGUACGAGAAGUUGUGGAAUUUGCCAAGCGGAUCCCGGGCUUCCAGGACCUUUCCCAACACGACCAAGUCAACCUCCUCAAGGCGGGAACGUUCGAGGUGCUGAUGGUGCGCUUCGUGUCGUUGUUCGAUGUGAAAGAGCGGACCGUGACGUUCCUGAGCGGGAGGAAGUUCAGCGUGGACCUGUUGCGCUCCAUGGGCGCCGGAGAGCUGCUCAACUGCAUGUUUGAGUUCAGCGAGAAGCUCAGCGCUCUGCAGCUCAACGAAGAAGAGAUGACGCUCUUCUCCGCCGUGGUGCUGGUGUCUGCAGACCGAUCGGCCAUCGAGGAUGUAAACGGCGUGGAGGCCCUACAGGAGACCCUGAUCAGAUCUCUGAGGAACCUGAUCAUGAAGAACCACUCGAACGAAACUGCCAUCUUCACCAAGCUGCUGCUGAAGCUGCCUGAUCUGCGCACGCUCAAUAACAUGCACUCCGAGGAGCUGCUCGCCUUCAAAAUCCAACCUUGAAACCCCUCUAUCCGACCAACCCGGGCUGUAAAUCUCCCUCUUGAAUGUAUUCACAGGCUUCUUUACUGUUUUGGAAUCUGAUUUGCUCAUCACGCACAAGCAAAGGUUGUCUGCGUCUCACACCGGACUCUUCCUCAGCAGCGUAUCAUCCUUUCAUUAUGUGCAAUAGCUGCUAACGCAUGGCUAUUUCUAUAAGAGCAGCUUUAUCUCGUACAAAAAGAUUGAUUGUGUGUUGUAUAUGUAAAUAUAUAUGAUGUAAUUUUAUUCUUGAACGUAUGUCUUUUGCAAGUUGGCAUCAUUUAGCCUGUAUGACGGGGCAAUGCUUUUGCACGAGGUGUCGAGGAACAUAUGGGGUGCAUUCGACUACCCUGACACCAUAAUAACAGUGCCGAGUUAUAAUUUAUGAGUUGGAGUCACUUUAAAUGGUGUUUUUCUCUAGACCACGUACAGAGAUGUGUUAUUAGUCUUCCAUUACGCAGCGGGAAACGUGUGGACGUGAACAAAACUAUGAAAGAGAUGGAGUUUAUUUAUAGACAUUUGUACAGAUUGCCUUAUCUCUUUUCGCCACAUUUACUGAGACGGGGAACAUUUGCGGAGCAGGGUGACGAGGUUAAAGUCCCAGUUAUUUUGGGAUGCGCUGCUCCUGGUUUACUCUAUGCAUCUGGAAGCAUCUUGACAAUAUGGACAUUUCUCAGCUUGUAACCCACAGGAAAAGACGGACUUCUCUCUCGAUCGGCUCUGGGGUGUCCAUGUUUUUUGUUUCCUUAUAAAAACAGUGCAGUACUAUGUAUAGUAUGUGUAUAU
Molecule: messenger RNA, 2529 nt
Organism: Carassius carassius (crucian carp)
Lineage: Eukaryota; Metazoa; Chordata; Actinopteri; Cypriniformes; Cyprinidae
Gene: nr1d2a
Product: nuclear receptor subfamily 1, group D, member 2a
Exons: 8
Coding region: 199-1725 (508 amino acids)
Biological process (GO): positive regulation of transcription by RNA polymerase II; cell differentiation; hormone-mediated signaling pathway
Molecular function (GO): zinc ion binding; RNA polymerase II cis-regulatory region sequence-specific DNA binding; nuclear receptor activity
Source: RefSeq, a predicted model, not a curated record